GUUCCUCGCCGCAGCAAAUGCCCUCAUGCCGGAGAGGAACCACUCAGCAGCGCCCGAACACGCUCACCUGCAUACACCGUGCAGGCAACGGAUCUCAACCACCGAAUGAAUCAUUCUUCCGCUGAUUCAUCCGUCCCCCAUUCACUUACCUGCUUGACCACCUUAUCAGUCUGCGCCUUGACCUGCAGCCUCUUGUUCAUCUGCUGCCGGUCCUGCAUCGACAUCUGACCCACACGACCACCGGUUCGCCGCCUCAGCCGACCGCUGCGCAUCGAUGAGAGCUCAGGGUAGGGCACAUAACCAUCACGCACGUACUUGGCUGUUGUCGGCCUCGCAGGAUGGGGCUCAGAUGGCAGGCGUCCUGAUGGCGCAGCCGGCGGCGUCUGUGAGGGCUUGUCAGCUGAUGGCGGUCGGAAGAGGUAGAUGAUCUGGCCGUUCUGGAUCUUCAGCCUCUGCAGAGUGGCGCUGUCGCUGAGCUUGAAGGCGUCGCUGGGAUCCUCUGCAAACGGGAACGAAGACGCAUCUCGGUCAAGACCCAACUGAACGACCGAGCACGUCACACAGCGAGAGCCUAACGGGCUUGUUUGUCCUGUCCCCUGACCUUUCUUCUGAUGGAUCGCAGUCUUUCGUUUGUCCUGAUCUGGUCCUCAUGGCGACUCUCUUGAGCUCUCCCGUCGGCAAGCUCACCCGAACGAUGAUAGACUCAGCCGCACCCGCAACACACAGCGCCUGGCUCGCGAUGCCGACGACCAGGCAGACGCAGAGCUGAAUAAGAAAGGGCGCUGCCGAUGAAUUGCCGGAUGCUGGCGAUGCUGAAGAAAUUGCCACUGAUCCACUCAUCGAUUUCAAAGAUCUCAGCGACAAUCGCUCAGCCGAAGCCUGUGCCUUUGUCCGUA
Vitrella brassicaformis is the source of this 896-nucleotide messenger RNA. The record is from the annotation of a GenBank genome assembly. Lineage: Eukaryota; Vitrellaceae.